Molecule: messenger RNA, 1041 nt
Organism: Peronospora belbahrii
Lineage: Eukaryota; Oomycota; Peronosporomycetes; Peronosporales; Peronosporaceae
Source: the annotation of a GenBank genome assembly
AUGUCGUGUGGAUUUACACCUGAUCUUGGUCGUAUGCUGGACGAAAUGGUCGUGGAAGAGGAAGAUUCUGCUGCAAAAGGUACGCAAACUAUCAUCAAAAGUAGUCUGUCGAAUGUCGGUGAAACCAAGUCAAAAGUAAAAGUAACCCAACGAAAAGACAGUAAACAAGGCCAAAAUGACUACAAUUGGACAAAAACAUAUGAAAAAUGGGACACCUGGAGAGACCCUGAAGAAUAUGUAAAGUACGAAAAUGUGACUCGUAAGGACCAUCGUGAACAACAUGCAGGAAAAGCUCAAAUGGGUUGUAAUCAUGAUCAUUCAGCUGAACAAAAACUAAUGGAGAUGACGACAGAAGAAAAAGUAGCAAUUUGUGACGAGUUGCGAGUGUUUGGGAACCUUUUUUUCAAGCACGGACAGUACCAACGAGCUGCAUUUCACUAUCAUAAAGCACUGGUAUACUUUGAGUAUGUAUUUCCCGAUACAGACGAAGAAGAAGCUCAGGUGGAUGCAUUAAAGCUGAAAGUGCUACUUAAUUUUACAGCUUGUAGACUUAAGACAAUGCAUCUUGAUGAUGCUGUCCAUCAUGCGAAUCAGGCACUUGAACUUGAUCAGGAUAAUGUGAAGGCACUUUAUCGUCGAGCACAAGCUUAUCGAUUAAAGGAUGAGUUUCAAUUGGCACAAGAGGAUAUUGUGCGCGCAAUUGAACUUGUAAAAACUGCGACAGAUACGCCAUCAGCAGAUAUACCUUUGAUGCAAGAGAAAAAGCUGCUGCUAGCUAAAAUGCUCGCAUACAAAUUGCGGACAAAACAAGUGUCGAGUGCAAUGUUUGGCAAUGGUGACAAGCUGAAAGCACCAGAACGCUUCAUUGGUGGAGAUAACUCAGCUGGUUGUGAUUCCGACAUAAAUGGAAUGACAAUAAAGUUGUCAAGAAGCUCUGGCUUGGCUUCAACUUUGCCAUGUGAUGAGGAUUUAAGCACUCAUCAGCCUUCAAUUCGAGGAUUGAAAGAGUUACAAACACUAAUUGCCAAUCUAGACAGCUAG